Ziziphus jujuba (common jujube) is the source of this 3450-nucleotide messenger RNA. RefSeq names its product DNA mismatch repair protein PMS1. The transcript has 10 exons. NCBI's taxonomy places the organism in Eukaryota, Viridiplantae, Streptophyta, Magnoliopsida, Rosales, Rhamnaceae. Gene Ontology annotation, molecular function: ATP hydrolysis activity; ATP binding; mismatched DNA binding. The coding region runs from base 240 to 3230 and encodes 996 amino acids. Gene Ontology annotation, biological process: mismatch repair. Gene Ontology annotation, cellular component: MutLalpha complex. The record is from RefSeq and is a predicted model, not a curated record.
UGCAACAACAAAAUAGAAAGGGCGAUACAUGGCCCCCGCUUCUAUAUUUGUUUGGCGGCAAAAACUGUACCGAAAUAAAAACCCAACAAAUAUCUCCGUAUAUUGAGCCCGGUUCUUCAAUUUCCCGACCAGAUUGUAGAAAUCAAAGUCUUCAAAUCCAGAAGAUAAUGUUGGAAUUCGACAUUUCGUAUCAUCUCAUAAUAAAGUGACGUUUCAAUUUCAUCGAUUUGGGGUUUCCAAUGGAAGCAGCAACUCCGUCCGAUUCCCCAACCAUAAUAAGACCGAUAAACAAAGGCGUUGUUCACAGAAUCUGCGCCGGCCAAGUGAUUCUGGACCUCUCGUCGGCCGUCAAGGAGUUGGUCGAGAACAGCCUCGAUGCCGGCGCAACCAGCAUUGAAAUCGCUCUCAAAGACUACGGCAAGGAGUGUUUCCAAGUGAUCGACAAUGGCUCUGGCAUUUCGCCGAACAACUUCAAGGUCCUCGCGCUUAAGCACCACACUUCGAAGCUGGGCGAUUUCCCUGACCUUCAGUCUCUGACCACGUUUGGUUUUCGAGGUGAGGCGCUGAGCUCUCUCUGUGUGUUGGGGAACUUGACCGUCGAAACCAGGACCAAAUACGAGUCCGUUGCCACGCACUUGACUUAUGAUCGUACGGGAUUGUUGGUAGCCGAGAAGAAGACGGCCCGUCAAAUUGGCACCACUGUUACUGUCAAUUCUUUGUUCUCCAGUUUGCCAGUGCGAUGCAAGGAAUUCACUCGUAACAUUCGGAAGGAGUACGGAAAGCUUAUUUCGUUACUAAAUGCCUAUGCCCUUAUUGCAAAAGGAGUUCGGUUAGUAUGCACAAACAAAACCGGUAAAAGUGUAAAAUCGGUGGUACUUAAAACGCAAGGCAGUGGUUCGCUUAAGGACAACAUCAUUACUCUGUUUGGCAUGAACACUUUCAACUGCUUGCAACCUCUGACUUUAUGCAUAUCAGAUGGUUGUGAGGUUGAUGGUUUCGUGUCCAAGCCUGGACAAGGUAAUGGACGCAAUAUUGGGGAUAGACAAUUCUUUUAUGUGAAUGGUCGACCGGUGGACAUGCCUAAAAUCACCAAGCUUGUGAAUGAGUUGUACAGAAGUGCAAACUCCCAGCAACAUCCUGUUGCAAUAUUGAAUUUUACUGUUCCAACCAGAGCAUGUGAUGUUAAUGUAACUCCUGAUAAAAGGAAAGUGUUCUUUUCCGACGAAAACACCAUAUUACAUGCACUAAGAGAGGGUUUGCAGCAGAUUUAUUCCUCAAGUAAUGCCUGUUACGCUGUUAAUAAGGCCGAGGAGCUUACUAUGGAAACGGGUAGGUCUCAGUUGUGUUCUCCUCAUCAGAAAUCUCAUGUAGUGGUGAAACCAUUAUCUAAGGAUGAGAGUUCUCCUGAAGAAGUUCAGGAUGAGGAUGGCAAUUUGGAGGUUCAAAGUCAUGUGAAAACUGUUGAAACUGAUGUUAAGGAUACCCAUAUUAUAGAAAGCGUUUCUGGUGAUAAUAUAAUGAGGGACUUUGCUUUGGGAGUGCACAGCAUUAACAAGGGGGAGGAUACAAGUCAAUUGAUGACCCACAAUGACAGCAUCAUUAGCAGUCAGAAUACUAUUUCCUUCUCUAAAAUGGUUAAGGAUUCGUACAGUCAUUCAAGUGUGGUUCAAUCAUCGCUUGAUAAAUUUGUAACUGUCAACAAAAGAAAGCAUGAAUGCAUCAGUACAAUACUAUCUGAAGUGCCUGUCUUAAGAAAUCAGACUCUUCAGUUUCAAUCCAAGAGCAGCAAUUUUGAAGACAAUGCUGCAGUUUCAAGAUCCCCUAGCCCUCAGCAAGUUGAGGACUCUGCUAAGGUUGAAAUGCUAUCUAAAAUGCCUGUCUUAAGAAAUCAAACUCUUCAAUUUCAGUCUGAGAACAGAAACGAUAAAAGCAAAUUUGCAGUUUCAAGAUUUGCAAGCCCUUGUCAAGUUGAUGACUCUGCUGAUAUUGAAAUGCUAUCUGAAGUGCCCGUCUUAAGAAAGCAUUCUCUUUACUUUCAAUCCAAGAACAGCAUUGUUGAAAAUGAUGCUAAAGUUUCAAGAUCCCCAUGCCCUCACCGGGUUGAUGACUCUGCUGAGGUAGAGGAAAGUCACGCUUCCAAGUAUAUUAGAGAAGAAAAGAUCUCCAAUAAAAUUGUGAAUGCACUUGCUUCUGUAUGCGAUACUGAUAAUGGAGAACCUCCAGAGGAUAUAGACACUCAUGAGAAAGGAGUUCCUGUUGCUAAUAUCACAUCAAUUGCUUCAUCCAGUGGGGAUCUCGAAUUGCUGCCUGAAGAUGGUUCGGUUGACGUUCCUUUACAUUCUUCUAGUAUUCGGAUAGAUGCCCAAAAGCCUUCUUCUGACCUUAAGAUAUGUUCCACCGUGCAAUUUAGUAUUCAAGACCUGAAGACCAAAAGGCAGAAAAUGGUGUCUCAAUUGCAAUCCAGCAAAUAUAUAUGCCAAAGAAGGAAGACGAAAAGGUGUUAUACUGCUGCAACACUGGAGCUAUCUCAACCUGAAGAUGAGGAGCGAAAGGCGAAGGCUUUAGUUGCAGCGACUACUGAAUUGGAAAAACUUUUUAGAAAAGAAGACUUCAGCAGGAUGAAGGUAAUUGGACAAUUCAAUCUUGGGUUCAUCAUUGGGAAGUUAGAUCAAGAUUUAUUUAUUGUGGAUCAGCAUGCUGCUGAUGAGAAAUAUAAUUUUGAGCGUCUGUCACAAUCAACCAUCUUAAAUGUACAACCUUUACUUCGGCCGUUAAGGUUGGAGUUAUCUCCUGCAGAAGAAGUGGUUGCUUCAAUGCAUAUAGAUAUAAUCAGGAAAAAUGGAUUUGCUUUGGAAGAAGAUCCUGAUGCACCCCCUGGGCACCAAUUUAGACUAAAAGCUGUCCCCUUCAGUAAAAACAUAACUUUUGGAGUUGAAGAUGUUAAAGAUUUGAUUUCUACUCUUGCUGAUGAUCACGGGGAAUGCACAAUGAUCGGUACUUAUAAGAUGGACACCCCUAAUUCUGUUUGCCCACCCAGAGUUCGUGGCAUGCUGGCGUCACGCGCAUGCAGAUCAUCUGUCAUGAUUGGGGAUGCACUUGGAAGAAAUGAGAUGCAGAAGAUAAUUGGGCAUUUGGCGAAGCUGAACUCUCCUUGGAAUUGUCCGCAUGGAAGGCCAACAAUGCGCCAUUUAAUAGACUUGACGAGCAUAUACAAGAGAUCGGAAGAAUGAUGCUGAUGCAGCAGAUAAUUUGAUUAUCCUAACCUUAUAAAUUAUUUGUUCAGAGGCAUUUUGUUUGUAUUUUAAGGUGCUGGCACUCGAACGUACAUAACCUUUUUUGGUCUGAGAAUGUACAUAAUACAUGGGGCAGGAAUUUUGGUUCUGUAUAAAUAAUUUUAAUUUUAAUUUAUUUUUUUUUUAUUGACGAUUACGUGUCUUUUGGCUAUGGCAA